Messenger RNA from Lontra canadensis (Northern American river otter), 1036 nucleotides. RefSeq names its product olfactory receptor 8D1-like. Gene Ontology annotation, biological process: G protein-coupled receptor signaling pathway; sensory perception of smell. NCBI's taxonomy places the organism in Eukaryota, Metazoa, Chordata, Mammalia, Carnivora, Mustelidae. The coding region runs from base 8 to 964 and encodes 318 amino acids. The record is from RefSeq and is a predicted model, not a curated record. Gene Ontology annotation, cellular component: membrane. Gene Ontology annotation, molecular function: olfactory receptor activity; odorant binding; G protein-coupled receptor activity. The transcript has a single exon.
UCAGCCUAUGACAAGUGGAAGGAUGGACACAGGAAAUCAUUCUUUGGUAACUGAGUUUAUCCUUGAGGGGUUAACAGACCAGCCAGGACUCCAGCUCCCCCUCUUCUUCCUGUUUCUAUUGAUCUAUAUGGUCUGCAUGGUGGGAAAUUUGGGCUUGAUCUUUUUAAUCAGAAUUAGUUCUCAGCUUCACACACCCAUGUAUUAUUUUCUCAGUAAUUUGUCCUUCAUAGAUCUCUGCUACUCCACUGUCAUAAUUCCUAAGCUCUUGGUGAACUUUGUUUCAGAGAAGAAUCUCACCUCCUUUCCUGAGUGCAUGACUCAGCUCUUUUUCUUCUGCUUCUUUGGCAUUGAUGACUCCUACAUGCUGACAGCAAUGGCGUAUGAUCGCUAUGUUGCCAUCUGCAACCCCUUGCUCUACAAUGUCACCGUGUCCCACAGAAUCUGUUUUCUACUAGUCACUAGUGUGUAUACAGUGGGCGCCUUUGGAGCUUUGGUCCACACCAGCUACAUAUCCAGUCGAUCCUUCUGUGGAACUAAUGUCAUCCACCAUUACUUCUGUGACAUCCUUCCCCUUCUGAAUAUAUCUUGCUCAAGAGACUACACUAAGGAACUCUUGGUGAUGAUUUUGGUUGGAUUCAAUGUAUUUGCAUGUGCUUUAGCCAUCUUUAUCUCAUAUGCCUUCAUUCUUUCCAGCAUCUUACACAUCCGCUCAGCUGAAGGCAGGUCCAAAGCUUUCAGCACCUGCAGCUCCCACCUUGCAGCUGUUGGGCUCUUCUACGGCUCAAUCAUCUUCAUGUAUUUUAAACCAUCUACCAGUGACAUAACACAGGAGAAGGUGGCUUCUGUGUUUUAUACGACAGUGAUUCCCAUGCUUAACCCCCUUAUCUACAGCCUUAGGAAUAAGGAUGUCAAAGAAUCCCUUAAAAAAGUUCUAAAUGGUGGGUUACUUUCUUGGUCAACAUAGAAAACAGCACUUUUUAAAAGACCCAGCAGCUCUGAACAUAGAUCUUAUCUAAAGUUUUCUUCUUGUUUUUAA